GUAAAAUGUCUGAAAAUUGAAGUUUUAAAUUUCUAGGUUAACGAAGGCGGUCUUUAAGGCAGUUUUGUGAUGGCAUUGCUAUUGUUCGUUGGGAAUUACUAAAACACUCUUCUUCAUUUCCGUAAUAUAUCUGAAACUAAAUGCACUGCAUAGUGCAAAAUAUAGCUUACUGUAAGAUUUUGUGGAUUUCAAGUAGAUCUUAUCAAGUUUUUACUCUACCAAUUAAAAAUUCUGUAUAUGAAUAAAACGUGUCAGUCAACAUUUCAUACCAAAUUUUUCAGACUGCAUUAUAUUUAAAUUUUAUUACCGAUCUUCGUGUGCUUCAUCUUAGAAGUUUAGUUUUGUGAGCAAAUGUUAAACGGCUGAAAUGACGACUAAACAUAUUGGGUACUCCAAUCCACGAAAUUUCAAAGAGAAGAUAGAACUUCUCAAAAUGAAAGAAGCGGCGUCUACAGCAAACUUUGCUGCUGCUAUGAGAGACGCCCAGGAGAUCUGCAAGAUUGCACAUGCCUAUGACGGCCUUCCAUUAUCACUUGAUCAUAACCAUUUAUCUGGAAGUGUCCCGAAUCGCUCGGGAAUCUUAAAAGCAUACUCCCUGUCUAAUAUUAGUAAUACUGACUAUCAGACGUUAAAGACUGGCGAUAACUCUAGUCAGGAAACCCCGUUCUUCCAAAAAGAUAUGCCGGUCGAUCGUAAAGAUAUACAUGGCUCCAGUGUAUCUAGUUCUCAUACCAGUGUAUAUCCAUCAGCAUCAAAUAUUCAUGAUGAACGAGUUGUUCAAAGACUACUACCUAGUAGUAAUGUACCAAUUAAAGAAACUAUUCCGGUUAAAUUAGAUGAAGAAUUAUCGCAAAAGUCUCAAAAUCCCAAUGUUUGUCCAUUUUUGUAUGAUUCAAUUGGUUCAAAAACUACCACAACAACAACUACAACACCUGAUACAUCUCAUCAUUUACAUGAACGAAAUACUUUUAUUCAUGAUACUGAUUAUGCAUCAUCUGAUAAUUACUUGUCAUCCUCUUGGUCUACUAUUCCACCUACACAACAUUCUGCUCCUAAAAGCUGUUUAGAUAAUUGGAAUAAUGAAUGUUCCAGUGUUGCAGUUGUUAGUCAACAUCAUAUUCAAAAGAAUUUUAAUUUAUUUACAAAUACUAAACCAUACUAUCAUAGUUUACAACCAAAAUCACAUAUUUCUACAAAUCCUUAUUUAUUUUCUACAUCACAUUCAAAUGUUGAAGUAGCAUCUACUACUAGUUUACUUACACAACAAUCAUCAUUAACGAAUUCAAGUCAAUAUACAUGUGAAUCAGGUUAUUUUAGUGCUGGUAUAUGUACACCAGUUGGAUUUCGAAGUUUUCCUCCUACAAAUUCUUUACAACAUCAAUUGAAAACACCAUUUUCUGCUAAUAUUACUGAACAGAUUAGACAAGCUCAAACACCAUAUUCAGUGGUUGAUUGGCGCAGGUAAUUACACAUUUUUAACUGAUUAUUAUUAUUAUUAUCAUUACUAUUUUUAAUAUCAAUCGUAGUAGUAAUAGUCUAGAGAAUUUGUGGAGAUUUUGGUGUUUUCAAAGUUUAAACUUCGAAUUGAUCUUCGCUAGAUUAUCAUUGAAAAACCUGGAAGUACUGAACAGACGUUUCAUUCUAGUAUGGGACUCCUCAGCAGUACGUAUUCAUGAAGUCAGAUAUUAACAUUAUUGGAUACUGACCCAAUGGUCUAUAGGUUAAACGCUUACGCUCCAGACUGAAGACCCCGGGCUCGAUACCUAGGUUCGGAGUCGUGGAUGCGGACUGCUGAGGAGUCCCAUCCUGGGUUUAGACGACCAUCGAAUGCUUCCAAUUUUUCAGUGGUGACUUAAGAUCAACUCGAUAUAUUAACUGUUAUUAUUAUUAUUAUUAUUAUUAUUAUUAUUAUUAUUUCGGGUGCAUACAAUCUUGGAUUCUCAACGAGAGCAUUCUAUUAUCUUGUACACUUAUUAUCUGUACACUUGACUUAAUUAACCAUUCAGUAGUUCUAUUCAACCACCUAUUCACUUGUUGUAACUUGAACAGUUGUGCAGUAUCAUUAACAACCAUACCAAAAAUUGUAACCCAUGUAAAUUUGAAUCCAUUAACAUGUAUUUGAUUCCCAAAUUUAAUCACAUUCUAUUUAUUGAUGAUAAUAUUUUGAUAUGAUUACCAGAACAUUAAAGUGUCCUGUUGUCAAUGAACGAGAACUCAGGUGGGGACAAUCAAUUUAUUGUUUAACACAAAAUUACAGGGUUUUCCACCCCCCUAGGUGGAUCCUCCAUAUCCGCUAACCCGGUUAAAGCACCGGACAUUCGCUUUUCAUCCUCUCAAUUUCUUAAACAACAUCCCCACCACGAGAAGGUAAUGAAUAGGACUUUCCUGAUUAGUGGUUGUAUAUGUGUGGUCAUGUGAGAAUAUUUCUUAAGGGAGAACUGAUUCUCCCCACCGUCAGCCGUACCAGGGCAUUUGGACUAGAUACCUGUCUCUACCUGACAUGAAUUAACUUUACUGAUCACAGCUUCUCACUAGAACUUCGAGAAUUCCCUCACGAAACUAGUCACUGAUGUCUGUUGGCAUAAGUAGCAUACACCACACUGUAACUGUUUCAGAUGAUGAAAUAAAAUUUUGCCUAUCGUUAUAUCACACUUUGAAAAUUCCGUUUAAAUCACAAUAUAAUUGAAGAAAGUAUUUUUGUUGUUGUUGAAAUUCUAUCCAAGAGGUUUAAAUUCCAUUAUAAUUGAUAUUCGUCUUUAAAUAAAUUUAGUUUAGUAAUCAUGUUUUGAUUAAUCAUUCUACCAUUUGAUUCCGUACGGACUUUGAAACGGAAUAGUUUUCUUAUUGUUCCCAAUUGAGGAAAGGUAUCUUCAUAUACAUUUAUGUUGCAUGUUUGUUUAAUAUUAUUACUAGUUGUAAUGUUUAAUUUCUCCUAAGGACUGCUUCUGAUUCAUCUAUCCACCAUACAUUAUCAGAUAUUCAAUUAAAUCCAAUUGAACAAUAUACAUAUGGUCCUGGGAAGACAGAAAAGUCACAUGUUUUAAGUCCUAGGUCUAUCAUGUCCAGUGAUCAUUACUUCAGGCCAGCAUGUAAAUUGAGAGGAGUUGAAGAGGAAGAGACUUCAAAUAUUUUAACACCUAUGGAUGAUACAGAUACUAAGCGUGCUUGUAUUAUUCGACGUCAUCGUGAUACUCAUCUACUGGACAAUAGUCAUUUAGUUCAUACGGAACUACCAACAAAUGAAUCUCAUCUAAUGCCAGCAAAAAGACCCUAUACAUGUUCAACAGAGUCGCAGUCAUCAAACGGAUUUGACCCAGUUGCUUGUGAGAUGAAAAUGUGCACACCACAUAUGGACAACAGUGGUAGUACUAUGGAAAAGAAAAACAUUGAUUCCACUGUCGAUACAGCAUUGAAACAUCACAAAAGUUGGAAAAUUCGUUCUAGUGUUUAUAAUCCUCAUAGUUUAGAACAACCAAUGAAUAAAUCAAUUUAUCCAUGUGUGUCCAAUAAAAAUAAUAAUACAAUGACAACAAAUUCAAAGUAUUCCGAACUCAUUGAUCCAUCUUCUCUACUAUCAACCUCAUCAUCUCAUAGUUUUCAUUUCAAUCAAGAUCAUUAUUCCUUUGGUGGUACACAUCUACACAAUUUACCUUUACAGCAUGCAGAAUCACAUAGAGGUAAUCUGGUUAAUAUGUUGACUGCAAGUGGAGAAGUUGCUAGGAGUGGAACAACUGGCUCAAGUGGUGUUGGCGUUUGUGGCAGUGGCGGUGGCAACAAUAGUAGUAUUCAAGACAGUACAACAGCAGAUGAUUUAUUUCUUCGUAACACUAGUACUGGUAAUAAUGAUUUGGAUGAAUAUUUACAACUCCCUAAUUUAAUUUGUAAGGCGGAUGAGUCUACCAAUCAUUUUGCUGGACGACGUGAUAGUUGUACUAUGACUGCAGAAAUACUUUCCACUUUGGCUAGUUUUCGAGAAGAAAUGGGAGAGUUUGGUGAUGGAAAAGUUCAUUCAGAUAUUGUUCCUGCUAGUUCCAAUUUUGGUCCCCAUUUCGUUCAUAUACCCAAUCGUACCGGUGUAUAUAAUCCUAUGCAUAACGAUGAUACCAAUCCUAUUAAAAAUGUUGUCAAACAGAAAACUACUCAUAUACACAAUAGUAUGAUACCUUCUAACUCCUUAAUGCAUCCUACUACUGCUACUACUAUUACUAAUAGUAAUAGUACUACUACCACUACUGCUAUUACUACUAAUACUACUGCCACUACUACUACUACUAGUAGUAAUAUUUAUACAGUUGAUCGAUAUAGACUUCAAAGUGCUCAUUUUAUUCAAAGUCAUGGUGGGGAGAUUAACAACAAUGGAAUGUUAACAAAUUCUUCUACACCAACUAUUUAUUCUUCAUGCGUACAUCAUGUUGGUGAUAAAAUUGGCAUAUCUAUGUCACCAAAUGAUUAUCGCCUUUUAACUGAUCCUAGAUUAGUAAAUUAUGUAACUGAUAAAGAAACUGAAGCGAAAAUAAUCAAUCAAUAAUUGUAAUAUUAUUAUUAAUGUUCUUUUUGUGAAUAAUAGUAAUCAUUCAUCACGUAUUUAAUUCAUAUUGUAUUACCCCGGUGUGUGUAUGUGUGUGUGUAUUGGCUUGUUUGUGUUUAUUUUUCAUUCAGUGUGUAUGAGUUUUUUUUGUUUUUGUUUGUUGACAAGCCUCUUUAUGUUCCUAUACAACAACAUCAACAACAGUCCUAUAAUCAUCAAAACGUAUCCAGUAUGGAUAGUUCAACAAUUUGUUUUUCUAUACAAACUAUUUGUUUGAUUGAUUAGUUGGAUUAAACUUUGUUGUUCAUAUCAAAUAUUCAUUUAUGAAUGAUUAAUUGAAUACCGCCUUGUUAUCCCAUUCUGGAGAUCAAAUCAAACAACAUACAUACACAAAGACAUACUUAUUAGUUACAUGUGCCAGUCAACUCUCUCUGUCUCUCUCGAUAUUUAUACAUUUGACAACUGAUUAGGGUUGUUACUUCUUUGCUAAGUGAUUGAUGAAUUAAUUGAUUCAUUUAUUCACUUACACUCAUUAGUAUUGGUAUAAUGUACUUUCUUCUUUUAAGUGUUUUCAUUGAAUAUCCUCUUUAUAUAUUCGUCUUUGUAUCUUCUUGUUAUUCAAUUAUUUUAUGUAGUAUGUGUUUAUGUUGUUUAUAUUGGUAAUGUUGUGUUGUUUUGUCAACCGAUUCAUUCAUUAUAAUUUAUCUGCUAUUCAAUAUUCUUGAUGACACCGGUAAAAGUAUGCAUAUAUAGGCAAACAUACUCAUAAAUGCAUAUAAAGUAUAUAAGUAUACACACAACAAGAACAACAUUUUCGAGUCUAUUCAUGAAUAUUACUAUUGGUGAUUGUUCCUUUAUUCUUGUUUAUUUCUGUCUCUUAGUAAAACUGCUACUUAUUCCCAUCUCUCUCUCUCUCAAUCCCCUCCUCUUUCAUUUAUUCUGUACUUUUCUUUCUCAUCGAUUCAUCUAUUUACCUAUCUAUAUAUAUUGAUCAACUGAUCGAUCAUUAGAUUGAUUGAUUUUACUGUUCCCGGUUAACACCUACCACCUAUUAGUUAUUGUUGUCAAGAUAUUUUGUUUUGAGUAUCUUUUUAUAUUUUUUUCUUCCUAUAACCCAUUAACCCUUUUAUCUUUGUCUCUUGGUGUUUUGGAUUUUGAUCGAUAUAUAUAUAUAUAUAUAUAUAUAUAUAUAUAUAUAUAUAUAUAUAUAUAUAUAUAGUUACAUUGGUUUUGUCUUGUCUCUAUACACACAUACUUCGAUAUUUGAACGUAUCCAGUUGAAUUUUUUUUUCUUUAUGUGUAUAUGUGUAAUAUGUGUACUGGUUACUAAUAUUUGUUCAUUAGUAAUUCUAUUCCCGGUCAUCAUCUUAAUAAAACGAUCCUUUUCCCUUCUUCUUCUCCUUCAUUAAAACUUUCUGAUCAUUAUUGAUCAUCAUAGGGUUAAUGGAUUGUUUUGUAUUCGACUUCUUCUAUGACUAUUAUCAAUAAUAUUUAAUAAUAUAAUCGAUAGAAUUGGUGUUAUUACUUCCUUAUUUACUUGUUUUAACCUCUUGCCAUUAUUAUUAUUAUUAUUAUUAUUAUUAUUAUUAUUAUUAUUAUUGUAUUUCUGUACGAUUCGUAGUAGUACCAUUUACUAUACAGACAUGAUUGUACUACUUUGAUCAGUGAUUUAUUUAUUUAUUCAUUCAUUUAGACAUUGACUUCUACUACUUCUCGGUGGUGGUUCUUUUUUGUAAUUUUAAAGAAAAGAAAAGAAAAAUAAAUAAAAAAAUCGCACAAUGUUUAUGAUUCAUUGAGUUAUGUGUAUAUAUAUGAAUGUGUGUGUGUGUGUGCAUGACUGUCGGUUGUGUAUUAAUAGUGCUGUACGGGUUUGUGCAUACAUGAGUAGAUGCUUCUAUGCUCUAACUGAUCUAAUCAUCGUUAUUACUGUUGUACAAGUCUUGUUGGAUAGACGCUUCGUUUUUCUUUAUAGAAAAAAAGAACACCUAUAAACCAUGUUUAUGUAAUGGACAAUAAUGUUCUAUUAUAGUUGACUAACAAAGAGAAAACAAAACCCCCACACACUACUGCUUAUGGUUUCUCCUUGAAUUUAAACUUUCACUUAUCUUAUUUCUUUUUUGUUUACUUGUGUGCGUGUUUAUGUAUGUCUUCCUAAUUGAGUUGUCCUACUUCUAUUUCAAUCAAUUAAAUGAUAUGCUGUGUAAGUGUCCGGUUCUCUGUCUCUCUCUCUCUCUCUCUGUGUUGAAUGGGUGACCGCUUAUUUGUAAUCCUUCUUCCAAGCGGUAUUAUUAUUGUUGUUGUUGCUGCCAACACCAUCGUCAGUCUUUUUACUGCUGAUCAUUGUUAACACUGGUGGCGUCAGUGCACAUUUUUCCUCCCAUUAUUAUUAUUAUUAUAUUUCUAAAAGUGAAUCUUUCAUAAUCAUCUCAUCACAUAUAUAUAUUGAAUUAAAGUUUAAUAUUAUUUAUGUUAUUACUUAUUUUAACUUACAUUAACCUACAAUAUAUUGUCCUCUAUCAUCUCCUCUAUACAACAAUGACUUCUUUUCUAUGGGUUCUUUUAAAAUUCAUCUUCUAUUUAACAUUUAUUGUUAACACUAAAGAAAUUUAUUCGUUUACAAUCAUAUUUAUGUGUUUUGGUGCAGCACAAAUAAAAAAACUCCUAAUGUUAGGAUAUAAUGUAUGUUGUUGUUCUUGUUGUCGUUUUCAAUAUGUUCUUCUCUUCCUCCUCAUCCUCCUUUCUCUCUCUUCCACACACACACAAAGAAGAACAUGCACUAUUUGGUUUCAUUAUUUAAAUAAUCAAAAAAAAUCAACUAUGAUAUAUUUAAUUUCACUAUUCAUUGUUUCCAAUUUUUCUCUCUCCCCCUCUCUUUCCUGAUCUUCGGUUAGUGUUCUGUCUUGUUUUGUUUCUCCUAGUGACUAGUGUGUAGUUUUAUUGAAGUGCAUGUGUGUAUGAUGAUUAUGUUUUUUUUAUUAAUUUAAAUAAAAAUAAAGAUUUAAUUUAUUAAAUAUAAUAUAAAUAUUGAUAAUAUUUAUUAACAAAAGAUAAAAUUGUAAUAAUCAUUUCUUAUUAAUAAGUAGUAUAUACUUGUAAAGUUUUUGAAUUAAGACGGUGAGAUUAUUCAUAGGUUAUUAGUAUUCGAUUAUAGAUGUCUUUAAAGCAUUGUUCGGUAUAUCCUGGAAUCAUCGAGUAAGUGAUGUAGUUGUUAGGAAACGGCUGGAACAUGUGUUAUGUAUGUCCAACCACCUACUGCCCUGACAAGCGAUGUUUUAUAGUGUAGGAGUAGGUUGGAAGAAAGUUAGGGGUGGGCCAGACCAAAACAUGACACAAAUCCAUGAAGUCACUGACACGUGGACUAAGCCAUGUUGGUAAAUGUAGACUACCUGGUUGGGAUCCGUGCGAUGAUAGCAACCGAUGGUUAGAGACCUUGAAUGACAUUGCUUAAGAUAGUUUGCAAUGGCGCAGGUGCAUCCACUCUUUGUGUUCUCCCAAAUUCUAAUCUUCUGAAUUCUUCAUGUCCCCAUGUUUUUCUCUU
This is a messenger RNA of Schistosoma haematobium, 8066 nucleotides long. RefSeq lists its product as uncharacterized. Bases 3059 to 4528 code for a protein of 489 amino acids. NCBI's taxonomy places the organism in Eukaryota, Metazoa, Platyhelminthes, Trematoda, Strigeidida, Schistosomatidae. The record is from RefSeq and is a predicted model, not a curated record. The transcript is spliced from 7 exons.